AUGAGCUACAGUCUACUUGAAUUGCCGUCAGAGAUAUUGCUGUUGUUGCCAGAGUAUCUAGACCCAGCCUCGUUGGACAUGCUAUCGCAGAGUUGCAGUACGCUGCGGGAGCUAUUCGACGACAACUUGAGCUGGAAAGCUGUGUCAGCCAAUGCAAGAAUAGGCAGACCAGACAGAUCAAGAUCGAGGAGCAGGUCGCGCUCAGUGCACAGAAAUGGCGUGAGAGAUACAUUCCAAAGCAUUGGCAAGAGAGCAGCCAGUGAGGAGCGAAGCAGAGGCAGAAGAGGACCGAUCAAUUGGAAAACACAGUCAUCCAGUGAGGAAGAUGACGUUCUGGAAGAGGUGGAUGCAGAAAUGGCCCAUAUGCAAGUCGAGCAUCCUGAAGAGGCUGUCGAUAUGGUCAGACCGCUUAGGAAUUCUAGCAGGUCUCUAAGACAAGAAUCCAACUCAAGAUCACGUAGCAGGAGUCGUUCACGCAGCAAAGUGAGGACAGUAAAAGCACACCCUUCACUCGCCGCACUCUGGUUCAAUAGGUCGUGCACAACGCUCGACAGCGUGGAGGUUAUUCUGCCAGACAAUGUUUAUCGGGAAAAACUAGUAGACCAUCCUCAGACGUACUACUGUAUGGCGACAGAACCUCCUCAGCAUAAACUCGACCUUCACGUAGGCGAUCACGUCAGCAGAGUUGAGAACGACGAGGGAAUUACAGUUUGUGAUGUUGUUGAUGAGACAUUGAAUACUAUCAACUACAUUAUAAUGAAUGCUGGCGUGAGCGAAGACGGCGAGGUCGACCCGGCAACGACUCUAGUGAUUGAUGGAAGACUCAAAUGUAUCCAGUUCGUUGAUCCGGCUACUCUGGAAUGUGUUUUUGAGUUGUAA
This is a messenger RNA of Wallemia ichthyophaga EXF-994, 879 nucleotides long. RefSeq lists its product as uncharacterized. Gene Ontology annotation, molecular function: protein binding. NCBI's taxonomy places the organism in Eukaryota, Fungi, Basidiomycota, Wallemiomycetes, Wallemiales, Wallemiaceae. The coding region runs from base 1 to 879 and encodes 292 amino acids. The record is from RefSeq and is a predicted model, not a curated record. The transcript has 4 exons.